AUGGCGAAAACAAAAUCCUCACGCCGCAAGGCCGCAACAACUCCGAGCUCAUCGGGCGCUUCUACUCCAAGCUCCGCAUCCUCCGGCCCGAUCCCUCCCUUCACCAAAGUCCCCUCCAUACUCGAGCCCUUUGUGAAGCCCCUAUCCUCCGACGAAGUAUACCUGAUCCAUAUCGAUACAACAAAUACCGAUCAAAAAUGGCAGACCUACCUUGUGCCCUUGGUCACGAACAUAGCGAUCACUAUCGCCAUCGCGAUACGAGUCUACUUUGGAAUCAGCACCUACCCAGCCCUCAUCAAGGCCUUUUUUGGAUUUCAAAGCCAUCUCAGUGUAGAUGAAGCUACUAUCUCAUGGUUCGAAAUGAUUGUACUCAUCGUCCGCCGCACGGGCACCCUAUUCUUCGACUACGUACUCGUGUUCCAGCUCCUGACCUGGCCCAUCCAGUUCGUCUUGGGCCCUACCCACUGGCGCCGUGCCGUCGGAUUCCAGGAUCGAGAAAUCAUCGUCCGUCGCAGCAACUCCAGCUGGAGUCAGAAGCUCGAGCGAAACAAGUGGAUCCGUGAGAACGAGGCCAUGCGCGAUAAGAUCGUGGCUGCUGUGACGCCCGAACGCAUCGGCAAGACCGGUACCCUGCUCAUAGACGACGACUGGAAUCUUGACUUCGACGCCAUGGUUAACGCUCAUUCGUUGGUUGGGCGUAUCAGCAGGGGCAGGACUGAUGGUGUGCAGCUGGACGAGUUCCGCACUGCGGUGCUGGUGCACACCGAUGCCGAUGGCUGGUUGAUUUGGCGGGUCGGCGAUGAGAACACCCCGGCCAACAAGAAGCGGUCGGCACAGCGGGAUCAGAUCAUGGCGUUUCAGACCAGGCUCACUGCGAUGGGCAAGGAGGAUCUGUUCUUCCGCUGGGUCGAGCUAGUACAGUGGGAAAGCUCACAGCCUGGUGGUUUUACCCCGGAGAGGCAGAAAUCCGCCAUGGCCCAAGCGCAAAAGAUGUUCGCUGAAGAGAAUGUGGAUUUCAGUGACUUUUGGGAAGAAACGGACGGAACGGAUGGCGUUGAAAGCAUGGAUUCAUGA
Molecule: messenger RNA, 1074 nt
Organism: Penicillium verhagenii
Lineage: Eukaryota; Fungi; Ascomycota; Eurotiomycetes; Eurotiales; Aspergillaceae
Exons: 1
Coding region: 1-1074 (357 amino acids)
Source: RefSeq, a predicted model, not a curated record